This is a messenger RNA of Callorhinus ursinus (northern fur seal), 1333 nucleotides long. The record is from RefSeq and is a predicted model, not a curated record. Lineage: Eukaryota; Metazoa; Chordata; Mammalia; Carnivora; Otariidae.
CGCUCCCGCCGGCUUGCGCAGGCGCGGAGCGCUCUUCCGGCGCCGGCUCGCCUCCGCCCGGCUGCCCGCCGGGGAUGCUGCGGCCGUGCGGCGGGCUGAGGCAGCUCCUGUCGGGACGCGGGGCCGGAGCCUCUGCCCGGCUCCCCUUAGGCGCUGAAAUGCCCAAGAAAGCUGGUGCGACGAACAAGGGUAAGAACCAGAGCAAGGAACCAGAGGGACCACUUCCUCCCUUAGGCCCCGUGGCCGUUGAUCCUAAGGGUUGUGUCACCAUAGCCAUCCGUGCCAAACCCGGGUCCAAACGAAACGCUGUAACAGACGUGACAGUGGAAGCUGUGAGCGUGGCCAUAGCAGCCGCCCCAUCGGAAGGAGAGGCUAAUGCCGAGCUCUGUCGGUACCUCUCCAAAGUCUUGGAGCUCAGGAAGAGCGACGUGGUUUUGGAUAAGGGUGGUAAAUCUCGUGAAAAAGUGGUGAAGCUAUUAGUGUCCACAACUGGAGAAGAGAUCUUGGAGAAAUUAAAGCAGCAAGUCGAAAAAAAAUAGAAGCAAGUUAUGAGAAGUACAUCCUUGAGAAGCUUUUUAAUUGCUAUUCAUGAAGAGGCUGUUAAAUAGGAAAAUGUAUUUCAGUGCACUGAAGAACAUGAAAAAAAAUUUAAGAACAGGACUCAAAAAAGAAGUAGGAAUUUUAAAAGUACUGUAUGUUCAACGUAGGUUCUGACAUCCAAACAGUUUGGAAGACGUUAGUCCGAUUUCAUCGCAUUACAAAAUAACAGAGCUGGAAGAGAUCUUCCGGACGACCUCAGUCAGCCCCUUUCAUCCUGUGAUGGGGCUUCUGCUAUCCAGAAGUUGAGAGACUUGUUCAGGAUCACACCAUGCCGGAUGGCAGCUAGAACCCAGGGCUCCUGGUUGGAUGCAGUUUAUCCUGAUUGUAAAUGAAGAUGUUUCCACAGCACUCUAGGGUUCUGAGGAUUGCCUUCUCUAGAGUUUACAAGUGACAGAAGAAAACCUGUCACACUGCUUUGUGGUCUUUAUAUUUUAAAAGGCUUAUCUACAAAAAUGCUUUUUGUGUCUUUUGAAAACUAUGGAGCAUUUUGUGAAAAAGUAAAUAAGAGUAAUCGGGACUUGUAAUUUACUGUUAAUUAUUUUGGGGAAGUCACUGAAUUUUUGUCCUCGUUGGAUGGUGCAGUCUUCAAAUCUGGUAGUUCCUAUGAAUCUCCAAAGAUCCUUAAAAUAAGGGGCUGGAAGCUACUUUCAGUAUUUGUAAAAGCCUAUCAGAAAUCAUAUCUACAUUAAAGCUUCAAAAGCUAAUAAUAAAUACCUUGUUUUUAAAUAUCCAA